Messenger RNA from Meloidogyne enterolobii, 324 nucleotides. NCBI's taxonomy places the organism in Eukaryota, Metazoa, Nematoda, Chromadorea, Rhabditida, Meloidogynidae. The record is from the annotation of a GenBank genome assembly.
AUGGGGGAGGAAGUAAAUAAGUACCUAGAGUUUACAGACAUUGUACGUCAGCCUCCACCUUUGUGUAAUGCAGGUCCAAUCAAUGAUGACCCUUAUAAUUGGCAAGCUACAAUUUGUGGGCCGCCAAAUUCGCCAUAUGAAGGAGGAGUAUUUUACUUGGGUAUUAACUUUCCACCGGAAUAUCCGAUGAAACCACCAAAAGUAUGGUUCAAAACACAGAUUUACCAUCCAAAUAUCGGCGAAAAGGGAAAAAUUUGUCUGGACAUUCUUCAGCAUAAAUGGUCACCGGCUUUGACUAUUUCUAAAGGUAAUUUUAGUGGAUAG